CUUAAACCCACGCGCAGAAAACAUAACUCUUCAUCUGCUUCCUCUUCUCUCUCAUUCUUCUGAUCUCAAUCUCCAACAACCCCAAAAACCUGAACACACCAUCUGUAUAGAUGAUGACUUUGAUUAUGCCAGACUCAACAGGCACAGUUUCCACCAUUGUCAGUUCUUCUUGGUAUAAGGAUGCAAUUCUACAAAAAUUUACCAAUACCUUCACAACACAUAAAUCCUUGGCUAGACACACGGUUGUUGGAUGCGGUUCUAAAGGAAAUUCAUUCCCACACCUUUCCGUUACAUCAUCUCCGUUUUCAAGUGGGAAUCAAGGUGGCUUGUUGCAUAGAAUUCCUUUAUUACCCAGACCACGCAAAUCUAUAAUGCCUCUGCAAGUAUCCAAGGAUAAUCCAUUCGGUUAUCGCAAUCCAAAAAUGACUGAGAAGCCAGAAUGGUGGUGGACCAUUAUUGAGCAGUUAGGAGGUUGCCUUGGUGGUUCCAUAUACUACAUUUCUACUUAGCAUACUUUGGAGUGGUGCAGAAUAAAAAAUGGCCUCAUUAUCUAAGAUUCCAUGUGGCAAUGAGCUUUUUAUUGGAACAGGCCCUGCAAGUGGUAGUUUCGUCAAGCAAUUUCAUGCCACUUAUACACUUCCAAGGUACAUGUGGAUUGUACUAUUGGGUAGCUGUGUGAUUCUUAUAUAUUUUCAUCAUGUUGGAGUGUGUAAGGUGUGCUCUUGCUGGUAAGUAUGUUAAAAUCCCUUUGAUCAGUGAUAGUGCAUUUAUCCAUAGUCUUUUUAAAAUUGGGGGAUACCAACGGCCUUUCUAGGAAGUGCUAUUUAGGUCCCAUAAAAUUUAGGAGCUUGGGAUUUGGGGUAUGCCCAACAUGGAGUCCAAUGUUGCCCGGAAGAGGAGGAAAAGAAAGAGUGUUGAAAUUUGUCUUUCCCUUUUCAUGAUGGUUAUUUCUUGAGUUGAAAAUUUUGAUGAACAAUAAACUAAUUUUUUUGAUGGUACAAUGUAUAAAAUGUCUUGCAACUACGAGAACUUCUAAAUCUGUGAUUAGUGAGAAUGGAUUACCAAACAAAAAUGAACUUUGUAAGCUUAA
Molecule: messenger RNA, 1090 nt
Organism: Quercus robur (English oak)
Lineage: Eukaryota; Viridiplantae; Streptophyta; Magnoliopsida; Fagales; Fagaceae
Exons: 4
Coding region: 111-509 (132 amino acids)
Source: RefSeq, a predicted model, not a curated record